AUGAAUCAUGAGAAACUCAGCUCACCUACAGAAAGGAAACUUAUAUUUGAUGAUGAUGCCGAAGACAAUGACCAAGUGAAGCAGUUUAAAGAAGAAUAUCAAAAACUUGAAGCAUCUAUUAAAGAAAAAUCACGCAAAAAAUCUCGAUUGAAUGCAGCUGUACGUGAUCUUAAUUCCAAACUAGAAAGUAUGAAAAAGGCUAACAAAAUACAGAAAAUUCAGCAAAACGAAAUAGAAAAAUCAUUACGUAUAAGAAGAAAGAAAUUCGAAGAAAACAAUUCCUCUUAUGAAAAAGCAAAAGAUCAAUACAUAGCAAGCUCGAAAAAGGCUGAACGUGUGAAAACUAUUAUAGAAAAGAUUAAGACAGAAUUGCAAAAAGCAAAGAUUUUAAUUGAGAGUGAAGAAUCGAAACUCAGAGAGAUAAGGCCAUGUGUUGUUGAUUAUGGUCUACUACAGACUAAUAUUCAACUUAUGAAACAGCGGAUAGAUAACAAAAGAGAAAUUCUUAAACAAAGAAACAUAGAUUUUUCUGAAGCACAACAAAAAAUGCAGCAAUUAGUAUCAGAUGAGCAAAAAUACAUUAAUUCUAAGAAUACACUCGAAGAAAAUUUAGAUGAUUUAGAUGCAAGAAGGCACCAAACCCAGCAAAUCUUAACUGAUCCUAUUGACAAUCUUGAUUAUGAAGAGUCUAUUGUUGCAGAUGCCGAAAGAGAUGCAAAUGAAACCGAACAAAGACAUAACCAAAUUCAAUCUGACGAUGGACAACAAAUUAUUGAUAAGAUUCUUGAAGAAAUUGUUGCUUUAGAAAAAGAUAAUAGUGUUCGCCGAGAAGGGCUUGAAUCAAAGCAAAAACAACUUGAUGCAUUUAAAGAAAGUUAUGCAAAAAAUCCUAUUGUCAGUCCAAUGCCAUCUAAAUCACCAGAAAUCAAAUAUAAGUCCCAGCCAUUAUCUAUUGCCGAAGCUCAGGAGCAAGUUGAGAAAUUAAGUGCUCAAUUGGAAGCAAAACUUCAAUCUGUUGAAGAUGAAGAAAGGGCUAUUGAUGACCUUGUGAAAAACAACAUUCUAAAGAGAAAAGAAAUCGAUGAAAAGUACAAGGCAAAACUAGAAAAGCUCAAUCAACUCCAAACACUCAAAAAUACUACAGAAGCUUUGAUAUUUUCAGUAUCAGAGUUGAUGGCUAAAAAUGAUCAUUUGGUGGAGAUUUCUGAUAGAAAUCAAAAAUCAAUAGAUGAAAUCAAUCACAGGAAUGCAAAUGCAGAACGUGAUAGGAACACAAACAAUAAAUUCUCACUUGAAUUGCAGAAACUUCGUCAAGGACUCAAAGAUAAAGAAGAAGAAAGAAGAGCAAUGGACGAAAUGCUCGCCGAACUUAAGAAGCAAAUUGAACAGAGUGAAAAAGAUUACACUCAAUUGGAAGCUUCAUUGAAGAUGAAAGAAGAAGAGGCUGCUAAGAUCGAAGAAAAUAUGAAAGAAAUUACAAGUAAACUCGAAAAUGCAAAUCAACGAGCCGCCGAACAAAAGAAACUUCUUGAUGAAUUCAUUGAAGCACAUCCAUAUAUUAAUAGGGAUCCAAAUGACAUGAUCGGUCAACUUGCACAGCUUGUUUCGGCAGCUUAA
Messenger RNA from Trichomonas vaginalis G3, 1617 nucleotides. RefSeq lists its product as uncharacterized. The record is from RefSeq and is a predicted model, not a curated record. The coding region runs from base 1 to 1617 and encodes 538 amino acids. The transcript has a single exon. NCBI's taxonomy places the organism in Eukaryota, Parabasalia, Trichomonadida, Trichomonadidae.